GUUAGAGAUUUGUGCAUGUUUAUAGCAGAUUAAGACUUCCAAAAUAGUUGGUCAAAAUCAGGAUCAUAAUAUCCUAUUAAAAAGAGUUUUCUUUGAAAAUAACCUGAUCGAGAUUGUACAGCAACUCAAAUUGAGGAUAUGGCUUCAUUAAUGUCAAGGUUCAAAAGAAAGGUUUCCAAGAAACAACGAGAAGAGGAUCGCAGGAAAAGUAAUUCAGAAAAACCAGACAAUAAUGUAGAUAAUCACAAAGAACCUAGACCAGGUUGUAGUACUUCGCGAGCAGCAAGCUCCAGCGUAAAAGAAUUGGGUAAAGAUGAUGCAAAUAUGGGUCCAAGUAAUAGUGGAAAUCAUGCAAACAAAACUGCUCCUCCAAGAUAUGAAGAAGAGUUAAAUAAAGGGGAAAAAGGAAAGAGAAAAAAAGGGAUGAUCAUGAAUAAUGAAUCCACAUUAGAGAAACCAGACCAUCAAGAAGAUUUCAAGAAUGAAAGUAUUGUAAAUGCAAGUUUGAGAAGUUCAGAAGAAAACACAAAAAGAGAAUCCAUUUCUGAGGAGAGCUCUCAAAAUAUUGCCUGUGAAAAUGAGAGCUUGCAUGAGUCAUUAGUGUCAGAUCAAGAUAACAAUGUGCCAUCUGGGGCAAGCAAUAAUUUGAGUGAUCCAGAUAAUGAGUUAGUAGCACAGUUGCAACACAUUGAAAUAAUAAAUGCCACUGUAAGAGAUAAGACCGAUGAGCAGCAACUUCAGAGUGAAAAGACUUCUAUCUCUGAGCACACCAAGGCAAAUUCAAUGAACUUAGCAAAGCUUCAGAAUCCUGAUGUACCAGACAUCAUAAGAGAGGCAGAAGAGCAUUCACUACAUGUGCAUGCUCAAGAACAAGCACAGUCAAAAGUUGAGCCUUUAGUUUCAGAUAUUUUGUCGAAAAAGGAAAUGGAAGAUAGAAUUUCUCUGAAGCUUGACCGAGGAAGUUCUGUCCUAGCAAACUGGGAAAACCUUGCUUGUGAACUUAAUGCACCUCCUAAUAUCAGAGCACAGUGUAGAAGAACAACCAUGGAAAGCCCAACAGAACUGCUGUUUGAAUCUUUUAACAGCUGGAGACACACAGAAAACCUUACUGUUAAUGAASUAAUAGMMWWUCUUAAUGAAAUGAAAAGAAAAGAUGCUGUUGAAGUCAUAGAGAAAGCUAUUCCAGCACAUCAGAGAGAUUGCCAAGUGAGUGAUAAAAUAACCAACAAUCKAAAUGUAUUGGAAGAACUGGCAACAAAGCUGGACAAAGAGUCAAGAGUACUAAAAAACUGGAAAUAUCUUGGACUAAAGCUUGGAGUAAAGAGAGAAAUACUACAAGAAAUUGGGAAUGGGAAUUCUCCAAAUGCAGUWGAAGCCUUGUUUGAAUAUAUUUACUCAACCAUGCCUGGUUUAACUGUUGAGCAAUUUAAGGAAAAGAUGGAAAAGAUUAAGAGAGUAGAUGUUUUGGAUCUCUUUACUGACACUGAAACAGGUAAGAUGAUGGAAGUGGUACCACUCCACAGYGAUCUAAUGUGCUCCAUCUGCUACAUGCUGAAUAAGAGUUCUGCAGCUCUUAAAAACUGGAGACAUUUGGCUUCUGAAUUAGGAAUCGAUUACRACACAUAUAAGAGCUUUGAACCUGACUCUCCUCAGAGCCCAACGAGUAUCUUACUGGAGUGGGCAUGCUGUGCGAGAGGGGAUAAUUUCACUGUAAGAGAAUUGUGUGGGAAAUUAGAGAAAAUGAAAAGGUAUGAUGUAAUAGAGGUUAUUGAGAAGGAAUUUGGACAAAAUUUUAGGAAACCUCAGCAUUUAUAAACUGCGCCUGCUGCAACGUUCUCUUGUGUGGUGAAUCGAGGGUGGAGGAAAGCGGGUGGUGUAGCAGUAGUGUACUCGCCUCUCAUGCUCCUUUACAUCACAUGAGUAUAGAGUUUGCUACGGGUGUAACUCUACCCCUUGCUUCUCAGGUUUUCUUCACUCAAACCUAACAAACUAAAUUCGAAUUCGAUCUUUGACUUAACCGUUCCCUGACUUAGAUCAGCGAAGGGAUUGUUUCAGGGUUCUCAGGGUCUGUAAGUUAGCCAUGCCCUGACUUAGAUCUGCCGAAAGGUUGUUUCAGGGUUUGAUCUGUGAGUUAGCCAUGCCCUUCCUUAGAUCAGUUCAGAGGUUGCUUCAGAGUUCAAUCUAUGACUUAGCCGUCCCCUGUCUUAGAUCUGCUCAGAGGUUGUUUCAGGGUUUGAUCUGUGAGUUAGCCAUGCCCUGACUUAGAUCUGCCCAGAGGUUGUUUCAGGGUUUGAUCUGUGAUUUAGCCAUGCCCUGACUUAGAUCAGCCCAUAGGUUGUUUCAAAGUAUAUCUCGAUAAAUAAGGUUUUACGGUUGAAUCUUCCCGCCAAUGGUGAAAAUGCAUAUAAUAUAAUACGGCUACAAUAUAACGCACGCUUCUACUGGACAAGGCGUGCGUAUCCAUAAUUCUUUKAUCAGAACUGUUAAUCAAGAAGCUUUCGACUGGUGACUCUAGAAAAACGUAAGAUUGAGGUGAACUGCGCGCUAAAUAUUUUUAAAAUAGAAGUAGCAAUUGUUCUUAGAUUUUAGAUAAACAACACUCGAAUCUUAAUAAGCUUUUAUUUUAUUUUUAAGCUUUUAUUUACAUUUUAUACUUGUCUCAUAGAAGUCUCAUCAAAUUUCCCACUAGUGUACAUAUGAYAAGGGUUGACCAGCUCUUUGGGACUGACAUAAUAAGCCCACCAGCUUAUAAGAUAAAACAGAUUGUAAUAGAAUUURAAUAAAUUCRAUAAAUAA
Actinia tenebrosa (Australian red waratah sea anemone) is the source of this 2796-nucleotide messenger RNA. RefSeq lists its product as uncharacterized. The record is from RefSeq and is a predicted model, not a curated record. Gene Ontology annotation, biological process: signal transduction. Gene Ontology annotation, molecular function: protein binding. Gene Ontology annotation, cellular component: plasma membrane. NCBI's taxonomy places the organism in Eukaryota, Metazoa, Cnidaria, Anthozoa, Actiniaria, Actiniidae.